GGCUGCUUGCUUCCAGCUUGGCUUGAAAGUGCAACCUUAAUAAAACUCACUGAAGUCUGAGAGAAAAUAGCAGUUCUGCAGCAGAUAGUGUAGGGGAAAGAGACUGGGACAUGCAUAUGCAGCUGACUAAAGCAGGCUACAUGCUGGACUGUAACAGAGAGGAAACAAUAAAUCUUAACUACUAUGCAAUAAAUAUUCCCAAUUUUAACUAAGGAAGCUAUCCUCAUAGUGAAAUUAAAAAAAUAAGUUUAUCCAAGCUUGAUUACUAAAGUGUGCUUCUCCAGACCUUUUUUGCAAAGACUUUAAGGGAAAUUAAGAAAAAAUUUAAAGAAAGAGGAAGAAAAAGUUUUUCUUAAAGCAGGAAAGGAAAGUAGUAAUAACAUGUCAAUUUUCCUUUCCUUUGCUUUCCUGGCAGCGAUUCUUGCUCAUAUAGGCUGUAAUAACCAGCGUCGGGGUCCAGAAGCCAGUGGGAGAAGAUUUAACCGGAUCCAGCAUGGGCAGUGCACCUAUACUUUCAUUCUGCCAGAACAGGACGGGAACUGUCGUGAAAGCACGACAGACCAGUACAACACAAACGCUCUUCAGAGAGAUGCUCCUCACGUGGAACAGGAUUUCUCUUCCCAGAAACUGCAACAUCUGGAACAUGUGAUGGAAAAUUACACUCAGUGGCUGCAAAAACUUGAGAACUACAUUGUGGAAAACAUGAAAUCGGAGAUGGUGCAGCUGCAGCAGAAUGCUGUGCAGAACCACACCGCCACCAUGCUUGAGAUCGGGACCAGCCUCCUCAGCCAGACAGCAGAGCAGACGAGAAAACUCACAGAUGUUGAAACCCAGGUGCUAAAUCAAACAUCCAGACUUGAAAUCCAACUACUGGAAAAUUCACUGUCAACAUACAAGCUAGAAAAACAGCUGCUACAACAGACACACGAAAUCCUGAAAAUUCAUGAGAAGAACAGUUUGCUUGAGCACAGAAUUUUAGAAAUGGAAGAAAGGCAUAAAGAGGAGCUGGACACUUUAAAAGAGGAAAAAGAGAACCUACAAAACUUGGUCACACGACAAAGCUACAUAAUUCAGGAACUAGAGAAGCAGUUAAACAAGGCAACAAGCAAUAACAGUGUCCUGCAGAAACAGCAGCUUGAAUUGAUGGAUACAGUUCACACUCUGAUCACCCUCUGUUCCAAGGAAGGAGUUUUACUAAAGAAUGCAAAAAAGGAAGAAGAAAAGCCUUUCAGAGACUGUGCAGAUGUAUACCAGUCUGGUUUUAACAAAAGUGGAGUCUACACUAUUUUUAUUAACAAUGUGUCAGAUCCUAAAAAGGUCUUUUGCAAUAUGGAAAUUGCUGGAGGAGGAUGGACGGUUAUACAGCACCGAGAAGAUGGGAGUCUGGAUUUCCAAAAAAGCUGGAAAGAAUACAAAAUGGGUUUUGGUAGCCCAUCAGGUGAACAUUGGCUGGGAAAUGAAUUUAUCUUUGCAAUAACAAGUCAGAGGCAAUAUUCUCUAAGAAUUGAAUUAAUGGACUGGGAAGGAAACCGGGCAUAUUCACAGUAUGACAGAUUUCACAUAGGAAAUGAAAAGCAGAAUUACAGGCUUUAUUUAAAAGGCCACAGUGGAACAGCUGGAAAACAGAGCAGCCUGAUCUUACAUGGUGCUGAAUUCAGUACAAAAGAUGCUGACAAUGACAACUGCAUGUGUAAAUGUGCUCUCAUGUUGACUGGAGGGUGGUGGUUUGAUGCCUGCGGCCCCUCCAAUCUCAAUGGGAUGUUCUACACAGCUGGACAAAAUCACGGAAAGCUCAACGGCAUCAAGUGGCAUUACUUCAAAGGCCCCAGCUACUCCUUGCGCUCCACCACCAUGAUGAUUCGGCCCUUGGACUUCUAAAGGCAUUCAGCAGUGGAUCCCAGAACAAACCAGGACAACACUGCUCUCAGCAGCAUUGCAGUCUGAAGGAAAAAAGGUGAAGGGCUUCUUGAAAGCAACACGUAGGGAUGACGCAAAGUUGCUUCAUUGUCACUCCAUAAUAAAACUUUUUAGCAGUCACCCCACGUUUUGAUGAGUGGGUGAGGCUUGGUUUAGAGGAAGGUGGCUUCAGUGCUUUUCCAGAGAAGAACAACUGGAUCUGGUUAUUCUGCCCGAAUCUGGUGCUUGUCAGAGGAUAUUUUUGUUCUUUUAACGCAAAAAACAUACUAGAUUAUUCAGCAACAGCAUCAGAAUUUGAAGAACUGAAAAGUAUCGACCACAGUCUAUUGAGUAGAAUGUUAUUCAGCAGUGAAAUGCCAACAUUAUGUCCAUGAAAAAGGACUACGGAGACACCUUUAUUAAAAUGCAUCUUAAAGCACUCAAGGUGACCACUCCAAGUAUUGUUUUUCUUAAAUGAACUGAAUUUGAAUGGUGGAUGGAUUUACUUUAAUCCAAGAGUCAUAUAAUUUGUGCAAAUAUUACUUUUCAUUAAAUCCUUUAAGGACAUAUUUCUCAUAAAUAAUCUGAGUCAAAUGUAUGAAGAAAGAUAAGGCUAAUAAGCAUAAAUUCUUCAGUUGCUCUGUAGAGGUAAAUCAGAUAAUUGGCAUAAUCCCUGAGCUAAGAUUUAUAGUGUGCUAACAAAAGUAGCUGUGUUUUGAGGUUUUUCCCUUCUUUCAUUAAAGGCAGUCUGAAUGUCAUACAGAAAAAUUAAUGGAAGGUUUAAAGAAUGUGAAAUAUUAUCCUAAAGAAAAUAUGGGAUUUUGCAUGGAAUAUUUCCAUCAAAAGUACACAGGAAGGCAAACUGUUAGGAUAUAUAAAAAUGACAUAAAUGCAUAGCUUAAGGCAAUGGAUUCAGUUUACAGUAUCCUUGCAUGUGCGCAAUUUAUCAUUAAUUCUUUUACUUUUUUAUUAAAUUUUCCUUUCUUCACUGUAUUAUUACAUUUUUGUGAAUAUCGGAAGCAUGCCAGUUUUACACAGUUCUUAGGCUACAACUAUAAAAAAUACUCAUCAGAAUUGUAUAGAAAAUAAAGAAUUGUGAACUUGUAAAUAGCAUGUUUAUAUUUCCUGUAACGGUCAUUUAAUUUGUACAGGCAGCCCUGACCCUUCACAAAGGGUGUAAAGCCUCAAGAGGAUAUAAAUAUUAAAAGAAGUUUAGAAGACAGCUUACAAGUAAUUUUGUUAUAUUAAAAUGUUGCAGAAGUGUGUGGCAAGAUGCACAAUUCAACUAUUAGACAAGAUAAACUCUUUCCAUUUACAGCCCCUCCUGAUUUAGUCAUAUGAAAAAAGUCCAUUUGGGAAAGUAGCUUGCAGUCAUUCUAAUUCUGCAAUAUAUGAAAGGAAAAACCCUGCUCCCACUGAAAUCAAAAGUAACAUUCUCAUCGAUUAAAUUGGGACCAACAUGAUGUGCAAAAUCUGAAUGUGGAGAGUUUGUUGAUUUUGUGUGUUGCUUUGUUUCCUUCAUGAAACUAUUUUGAGAUUAGGCACAACAAAGACCUGAUUCUUUUUUAAAGAAUGAUGAUAAUAGAGCAACUGCUUUGCUUUUUUCUUGUUUUCCUCUUUUUUUUUUUUUUUCCUUAGCAGUUUAUUUCUGUGGGAUAGAAAAAAAAAAAACUGCUUGGAUUUUUUUAAACAUCCCUUCUUAAAGAUCACAAGGCCUCACAGGGUUCUCUGUUUUUAUUACGAUUUGAUGUUUGUUUGGUUUUAAGCGGGAAGAUCUUUGUUUUUGUGUAUUUGUAUAUAUUUAUAUAUAUAUUUGAAAUAAUCUUGCCUAAGGGUUUAUUUGCUGUUUUCUGCUGAAUAAGUUACCAAACUACUCCUUACUUAGCAGUUUCUUCACAGAGCCGUUUUGUCUCAGUUUCCAACAGUUUUUUGAAAUGGUCUUCAUUUAUGUGCCAAAUAUGUAGUCCGUCUUCCUCCAUAUCCUCAAAAGAUAUAUUUUUGCAGGUCUCCAAGUUAGGAAUGCCAUUUUUGCAGAUCCUAUUGCAAAAGGCAAAACACAUUUAAAAGCAAAAGCAUGAUAUUUACUGUUUAUUUAUCUGGGUUUGAAAAAAAUGUGAAUUUGGUUUCCUAUCCUUUAUAAUAAAACAUUUUAAAAAA
Calidris pugnax (ruff) is the source of this 4053-nucleotide messenger RNA. It is a transcript of the gene ANGPT1, whose product is annotated as angiopoietin 1. The transcript is spliced from 9 exons. Gene Ontology annotation, biological process: Tie signaling pathway; angiogenesis. Gene Ontology annotation, molecular function: receptor tyrosine kinase binding. The coding region runs from base 382 to 1878 and encodes 498 amino acids. The record is from RefSeq and is a predicted model, not a curated record. NCBI's taxonomy places the organism in Eukaryota, Metazoa, Chordata, Aves, Charadriiformes, Scolopacidae.